CAUAGAGUGCACAAAAACAGUGCAGUCUCUGUCACCCUGGAUGUGAAAACGGCGGGUCCGAUGCUCGAGGUGUCUGAUGAUCAGAAGAGUGUGAGAUGGACCUGGCUCCCGAGGGAUCUCCCGGACUCCAGGAAGAGGUUUACAAACUGGCCUUGUGUGCUGGGAUCGGAGGGAUUCACUUGGGGGAGACAUUACUGGGAGGUGGAGGUGGCAGGGAAUCGGAGCUGGUGUCUGGGAGUUGCUGCAGAAUUCGUUGAGAGGAAGGAGUGGGUUGAUCUGAUACCGGAGACUGGAUUCUGGAGCAUCAGGCGGACUAGUGAUGAAUUUAAUGCAUCAACGUCCACUCGAUCCCGUCUCCCUGCCAGUCCCAUCCCCGGGAGGGUGGGAGUUUUUCACGGUUACGAGUUCAGGACAGUUUCAUUUUACAACACGGAGACCAAGUCCCAUCUCCACACCUUCACUGGGAAUAAAUUCAUGGGGAAACUUUAUCCUUUCUUCUGGACUGUGGAUGAAAACCAGUGGCUGAGAAUCUGCUCCGGUUCUGCUCCGGGUCUGUAAUUGGGUCAGAUUCUGGGACUGCCAUCAUGAGCGGGUCUCAGAGGCUGUGGGGUAGAAACCCCAUCGAGA
This is a messenger RNA of Hypanus sabinus (Atlantic stingray), 627 nucleotides long. Its product is annotated as E3 ubiquitin-protein ligase TRIM39-like. NCBI's taxonomy places the organism in Eukaryota, Metazoa, Chordata, Chondrichthyes, Myliobatiformes, Dasyatidae. The transcript is spliced from 2 exons. Gene Ontology annotation, molecular function: protein binding. The record is from RefSeq and is a predicted model, not a curated record. The annotation marks the transcript as partial.